UACUGUUUAUUAUGGGUCGAAACGAGUCGACUCAAUCUAGCAAACUCGGCCCAUUCCUUUGCAACAGGAACCCUAGUGGCCUUGCAGAAACCCUUCUCUGUUACCAUCUUUUUCUCUGCAAAUCAAUGCUCCAUUCAUUAAUCUGGACUUUAUGUUCGUCUUCUAUAGGCUCUUUACUUCCAAAAUGACCAAUACCCUAGUCAGAAACUUUCUUUUUCAGCUACAAAAACGUUUUCUGCAAGCAUCUGCAAUACCCUUCUCUUCCACUUAUCCAUUGCCCACCACCACUUCCUCUUCGUCAUUUACAGUUCAAUACCUCGUGAACUCAUGUGGGCUUCCCUUAGAAUCUGCUAUAUCAGCCUCCCAGAAGUUUCAGCUCGAGAAGAAUAAGCUACAAAAAGCUCAAUCCGUACUGGAAGUCUUGAAAGCUCACAACUUUAGCGAUACCAUGUGGCCAAAUUGAUUGCAAAGUGGCCUCAAGUCCUCCAAUGCAGGGUAAGAGGCAAUCUCCAGCCUAAAUUUGAGUACCUUAUGAAAAAUGGCUUUGUGGAUGAGCUUCUGCCUGAGCUUAUCGUGUUAAAUCGGACAAUUUUGAAAAGGGGUUUAGAUACUCAUAUCAAACCAUCUUUUGAGUUCUUGAGAUCUUAUCUUAAUGAUAAUGAUAAAAUUGUAGCGGCUAUUAAGCGUGCUUCUUGGUUGUUGACGCAUGAUUUGAAGGGUAGAAUGCAACCAAAUAUGGAUUUCUUAAUAAAAGAAGGCGUGCCUCCUCAUUGCCUAGAAAAAUUUAUUACGUUGCAGCCAAGAGCUAUAAUGCAAAGGAAGCAUAGGAUAGUUUAUGCAGUGAAUGCUGUUAAAAAUCUGGGCCUUCAACCGACGUCUCGUAUGUUUGUACAUGCUGUUAGAGUGAUGAUAUCAAUGAGUGAGUCUACUUGGAAGAAGAAAAUUGAACUUUUGAAGAGUAUUGGAUGGAGCGAAGAAAAGAUAUUGUCGGCUUUUGUGCGAGACCCACUUUGUUUAGCUUGCUCAGAGGAGAAAAUCAAGAAUGUGAUGGAUUUCUACAUGAACACUAUGAAGUUGGAACCGCAUACUAUAAUUGCGUAUCCCAAGUUUCUUAUGUAUGCAGUUGACAAAAGGCUUCGUCCAAGAUAUGAUGUUUUGAAGGUUUUGGAAUCAAACAAACUGAUUAAAGGGAACAGGAAAAUUGAAUGGUUGUUCACCAUAACUGAGAAGAAUUUCAUGAAGAAUUAUGUUAAUAGGUAUGCAGAUGAAGUUCCAGGUUUAUUGGAGAUGUAUGUUGGCGCCAACAAAGCUAAAUAUAUAGUCUUAAAUCUUCAUUCUUCUAUUGGAGGGAGACAUACUUUAGUGAAUAGUGGUGGAUGUAGAAUGGAGAUGUACAUUGAUGUUUUUGUCGUGGCUUCUGCAACAUUCAUGCACAAAGGUUUCUCUUAGACUUGAAGAAUGAGAGAGCUGGACUAUAAUAAAGGCAGAAGCUCCUAAAGUUGAAUUUAGUGCUCAUGCAGUUGCAGUUAUUUCCUAUCUACACAAACAAAUAUUUCAGGAAUAAAACAGUAUUGUAGAUGUAACCACUGCUUGUUGAGUCAGGAUUCUGCUAUGAGGUCUGGCUCAAAUAUCCCAUGAUUAUAGCGGGGACAAAGGAUAGAGUGAAAGCAUUCUUGAGCUCUAUAUGGGUUCCCCUUUUUUCUCUCUUUUCUAAAGGGCAACAACAUUCUCCAUUCCUUUUCUGGAGAUUCAUUAUAGUUAAAAAGAUAGUAUGUAUGUGUAAUGGCUCAUAACAUUAUAUCAAACUGUACUGGUCCACUGAAUAGGUAAAUAUGUGUAUUUAUUAUUUGCCAACAAAAAAUCUUCUAUCACCUGGUGCAUUGCUUGGAUUGUGAACAAAACCUGCAAAUGUUUGUUAAUUUAUUUCUUCUGGCAGAGAAUUUCUUGUGA
Hevea brasiliensis (rubber tree) is the source of this 1950-nucleotide messenger RNA. RefSeq lists its product as uncharacterized. The coding region runs from base 532 to 1449 and encodes 305 amino acids. Gene Ontology annotation, molecular function: double-stranded DNA binding. Gene Ontology annotation, biological process: chloroplast organization; regulation of DNA-templated transcription. The transcript is spliced from 3 exons. Gene Ontology annotation, cellular component: chloroplast. Lineage: Eukaryota; Viridiplantae; Streptophyta; Magnoliopsida; Malpighiales; Euphorbiaceae. The record is from RefSeq and is a predicted model, not a curated record.